Molecule: messenger RNA, 354 nt
Organism: Fomitiporia mediterranea MF3/22
Lineage: Eukaryota; Fungi; Basidiomycota; Agaricomycetes; Hymenochaetales; Hymenochaetaceae
Exons: 2
Coding region: 1-354 (117 amino acids)
Source: RefSeq, a predicted model, not a curated record
AUGCGCGGAGGAAGGAAAGAAAAGAAGGCGGAGAAAAUAUUUUCUUUUGCUUCCAUUCGAUUACGGCUUUAUGCGGAUUGCGGUCUCUCAAGACUCAUAAUCGAGGUCCCUCGCUCGUGGGAAACGAGUAUACGGCCCAUACGGUUGACGGUAUAUACUAUAAACGAGGAUUUAGAAUACCAUGGUAUUGGAUUCCUUCCACUCCCCUGUCUAAUGUCCGUAAAACACGGUAUUGGGUCUUGGGUCGCAGGAUUUCGGGGCAUCAGUAGCUUCGGUAUGGAGUCACUAAGGCGGAAUCAUAAGCCAUAUGUUCAGUACCUUCUCGCUCGUUCACAGCUCGCUCGACCACGUUGA